Molecule: messenger RNA, 671 nt
Organism: Notodromas monacha
Lineage: Eukaryota; Metazoa; Arthropoda; Ostracoda; Podocopida; Cyprididae
Source: the annotation of a GenBank genome assembly
GCAGGUGUUUUUUGGUGUGUCCUUUUUUUAAUCAUUAACGAGAGACGGAUUAAAACUCGAGGGGGGUGGGGAAACCGAAAACAAAUUUCCGGUAAAUGUCGCGCGUGUGAAGAGCCCCGUGUGACAGGAAACCCCCGAGUGUGAGUGAGUGAGUGUCAGUCGUUGCUGACGAGGCGAUGGUGGAGAAUGACCACUAUGAAGUCAGCGGCGAGGACCUGGCGCAUGCGGCGCAAUUGUUCGACCAGUUUUGGAGUGCUCAGACGCAGAAAACGGUGCUCGGCUACUUUCGACAGAUGUGCGAGAAGCUCCGCUUGCGGCCCACCAACUUCCCGCAGUUCUUUCCGAGACUCAAGAGCAAAUUAAAGUCAUGGAAGGCUCAGAGCUUGUGGACGAAGAUCGAGAAGCGGGCGAGUCACCGUUGCUACGCCAAGGGCAAGGCGUGCAUCAACACCCGGGUGCUGAUCAUCGGCGGCGGGCCUUGUGGAUUGCGGACUGCGAUUGAAGCGCAGCUGUGCGGUGCAAAGGUGGUCGUGAUCGAGAAGCGCGACCGGUUCUCGCGCAACAACGUCCUCCACCUCUGGCCCUUCGUCAUCCACGACCUCAAGGCCCUGGGUGCCAAGAAAUUCUAUGGAAAGUUUUGUGCCGGAUCCAUCGACCAUAUCAGUGAGUAA